AUUGGCCAAUCAAAAUUAGUUCAUCUGAAUUCGACUGUUGACAUUCUAAAUUCAGACGAUCAUUUCUGAAAUGUUUAAAUAUUUCAGUUUUCUAAAGUUUAUUUGGUAUUUUUGGUGUUAGAGUGUUGUUAUCCUUGUGAUCUUCAUUUUUCUGAUAAAAUGUCAGAACUAUCUCUGGUUGAUCCAACAUGGGAAAUGAUUGAUCCUAAUCCCAAUAUUUGGUCCCUUUUUGCUGAUUUUGAUAAAAGAUUUUUUAACGGCACGUUAACUUCAAGUUUCGUUGAAUUGAUGUGGUCUUCCAAUCGUAUGACUUCUACUGCUGGACUUUGCUGUUGGAAUCCUAGAAACAAUUAUGCUACAAUUAAACUAUCAUUGCCUUUGCUCCAGCUCCGUUCAAGAGCUGAUUUGGUUGAAACUUUGCUGCAUGAGAUGAUUCAUGCCUAUUUGUUUGUUACUCGGGAAGAUGAUAACCACGAAUCUCACGGGCCCAAGUUUCAUAUGCACGUGUUCAGAAUCAACAAACUGGCUCGUACCAAUAUAACUGUUUAUCAUACUUUCCAUGAUGAAGUCAGAUCCUAUCAACAGCAUGUUUGGAAGUGCGAUGGUCCUUGUGCAUUAAGGCCUCCGUAUUACGGCUAUGUCCGUCGUGCAAACAAUAGAAAACCUGGCCCUUAUGAUUAUUGGUGGAGUCAACACCAAUCUAACUGUGGAGGAAAUUUCGUAAAGAUUUCAGAACCAGAGAAGGUUGUGAAACCUAAACAGAACGGAAAAAGCAAGCAGGUAGCAGAAGUAAAAAAUAACAAACGUAUCCUCGAUUUUUUCAAGACAACUUCACCUAUUAACAGUCCAAACAAUAAAAGUCCAACCACAAGCAGUCCAUUGAAUAAUAAGAUAGAAACGAAAAGUACACCGCUGAAAUCAAGUCCAACUAUUAAACACGCUGAUAUCAGACAUUUCAUCUCACCAGUCAAAUCUCCCGAGCCUGAAACAACGUUUCCUGGUAAAGGUCAUCGUCUUGGUUCUGCCUCAGAACUCGACAAACCUGUCAAAAAAAUGAGGCUAGAAGAUGUAGAAGUUGGUGAGGUAUCGAGUAGUCAAGAUAGAUCUUUGCCUACCCAUCUAAUUAGUCAAGAUACGGUCAAACCUAUCCUUGCAAUGAAAACUGUUAACUUCCUUCAAAAUGGUAAAAGGACAAUGCAAAACUCUGAAUUACCAGACUUGCUCUCUCAAAUUGUAAAUAAAUCUACUUCCUCCACUGAAUCAAGCAAGGAAAACCGCGCGGAGUCGUCUUCUGGACAGAAACUAAAUCACUCAAGCCAUUCAGCAGUUACUUUAUCAGAUGACGAGGACUUCACCUAUGAUCUUCCCGAUUUUGACAUUGACGACUCUAUUAUCAUUGAAACUGUCGUAGAUAAUCGAAACGAACAAGAUGUUGCUAAAAGUCUAGCUGUUGAUUUAAAUCAACCCUCUACUUCGAAAGUUCAAGAGCCAAUACAUAAUCCAGAUGAGGAUGAAGAUGAUUUCACUUAUGAUCUACCUAAUUUUAUACCAUUUUGUGGACCUGGACAUAGACUGGGUUCUGCAGUCACCAAUAAAGCCCCUUCCCGGCAGUCAAAAAAUUCCACUAAUGUGAUUCAGCCUAAACUAAACAAUGCUCAAAAAACUCAAGUCAUCAACCUUAUUUAAACCAUUUUCAACUUUUGAUAUUUUUUUAUCAUUGUUUAUUGCGUUAAUUAUGAGAAAAGCGGGUCUUCUACUGUUGGAUCUUUAGAUACAUUCAUGUUUAAUAGAUGAAUUAUAUCUGAAAAUAAUGCCAUCAAUGAAUUAAAACUUGAAGAAAACUUUUUUUAA
Molecule: messenger RNA, 1851 nt
Organism: Tetranychus urticae (two-spotted spider mite)
Lineage: Eukaryota; Metazoa; Arthropoda; Arachnida; Trombidiformes; Tetranychidae
Gene: mh
Product: DNA-dependent metalloprotease SPRTN
Biological process (GO): DNA damage response
Cellular component (GO): nucleus
Molecular function (GO): metalloendopeptidase activity; polyubiquitin modification-dependent protein binding; single-stranded DNA binding
Source: RefSeq, a predicted model, not a curated record